CACUCACUCAAACACUCCCUUUGUGCUUUGCCCUUUCCUUUCUUUUUCUUCUCUUUACUUAGUUCUCGAACUGAUAAACUCAAAAACGACAUUGUCAGAUUUUCGAGACCUUAAAAAGAGAAAGAGAGAGAGAGAGAGAAAAAGAAAGGGCCUGUAGAUCUCUCAUUUCUUUCACUCCCCAGAUCCUCCUCCCUCUCUCUCUCUUUCUUCCUAAUGGCUGUUCUCAAUCAAAAAUUUUAACUCAAUUUCCCUGAGUCAACCCAACUCAACUCAUUUUAGCUCUUGCUUCCUUUCUAUCUUGUUUUUUUUUCUUUUUCCAUUCGAAAAGUUGGUUUAGCGUUGAUUUUGAGUUUACAAUGGCUGAAACAACAGAAACAAAGGCAGUCCCGGAAGCAGAAAAGAAGAAAGAACAAAGCUUGCCAUUUUACCAACUUUUCUCUUUUGCAGACAAAUAUGAUUAUUUCUUGAUGAUCUCUGGUAGCUUGGGAGCUAUGAUCCAUGGUUCCUCAAUGCCUGUUUUCUUCUUAUUAUUUGGUGAAAUGGUUAAUGGCUUUGGAAAAAACCAAUCUGAUUUGUCCAAAAUGACUCAUGAAGUUGCCAAGUAUGCACUCUAUUUUGUGUAUCUUGGUCUUAUUGUCUGCCUAUCAUCUUAUGCAGAGAUUGCGUGUUGGAUGUACACUGGGGAAAGACAAGUAAGUACAUUGAGAAAGAAGUAUUUAGAAGCAGUGUUGAAGCAAGAUGUUGGAUUCUUUGACACUGAUGCUAGAACUGGGGAUAUUGUUUUUAGUAUUUCAACUGAUACUCUACUUGUCCAAGAUGCCAUCAGUGAGAAGGUUGGGAACUUCAUACACUAUUUGUCAACUUUCCUGGCUGGUUUGGUGGUUGGUUUUGUAUCAGCCUGGAGGUUAGCACUGCUAAGUGUGGCAGUGAUCCCUGGAAUUGCCUUUGCUGGUGGCUUAUAUGCGUAUACUCUGACCGGCCUCACUUCCAAGAGCCGGGAAUCCUAUGCAAAUGCUGGCAUAAUUGCUGAGCAGGCCAUUGCACAAGUUCGUACUGUUUAUUCGUACGUUGGUGAGAGCAAGGCCCUUAAUUCCUACUCAGAUGCAAUACAGAACACGCUAAAACUUGGAUAUAAGGCUGGCAUGGCCAAGGGUUUGGGGCUAGGGUGUACAUAUGGCAUAGCUUGCAUGUCUUGGGCCCUUGUGUUCUGGUAUGCUGGUGUUUUUAUCAGGAAUGGACAGACAGACGGAGGGAAGGCAUUCACAGCAAUUUUUUCUGCCAUUGUUGGUGGCAUGAGUUUGGGACAGUCAUUUUCCAAUCUUGGGGCAUUUAGUAAAGGCAAAACAGCUGGUUACAAGUUGAUGGAGAUUAUCAAGCAAAAGCCCUCCAUAAUCCAAGACCAUUCUGAUGGGAAAGUACUGCCUGAGGUUAAUGGCAAUAUAGAAUUCAAGGAUGUAACUUUCAGCUACCCAUCAAGACCAGAUGUGAUCAUCUUUCGCAAUUUUUCAAUCUUCUUUCCUGCAGGAAAGACUGUUGCAGUUGUUGGUGGUAGUGGUUCAGGGAAGAGUACUGUUGUCUCUCUGAUAGAGAGGUUCUAUGAUCCUAGCCAGGUAUAUGCAGUUUUCAGACUGUUAAUUCUGUUUAAUUUUACACUGCAGCAACUCUCUCUCAAAGGGUUUGCUGGUGACACCGCCAAGGCACACGCCAAGACUAGCAUGAUUGCUGGUGAAGGUGUAAGCAAUAUCAGAACAGUUGCAGCCUUUAAUGCACAAAGCAAGAUACUCUCAUUAUUUUGCUAUGAGCUUCGGGUUCCACAGAAGCGAAGCCUUGGACGCAGCCAAACUUCUGGCCUCCUCUUUGGCUUAUCUCAACUUGCUCUUUAUGCUUCUGAAGCUCUCAUACUUUGGUACGGCGCCCAUCUUGUUAGCAAAGGUGUCUCCACGUUCUCUAAGGUGAUUAAGGUUUUUGUGGUAUUGGUGGUCACAGCAAAUUCUGUGGCAGAAACUGUGAGUCUUGCUCCUGAGAUCAUUAGGGGUGGUGAAGCUGUCGGUUCAGUGUUCUCCAUUUUAGAUCGUUCAACCAAGAUUGACCCAGAUGAUCCUGAGGCAGAGCCAGUUGAAUCAAUUCGCGGAGAAAUUGAACUUAGGCAUGUUGAUUUUGCAUAUCCUUCACGACCUGAUGUCAGUGUGUUUAAAGACCUAAACCUUCGAAUCCGUGCUGGCCAAAGCCAAGCUCUUGUUGGGGCUAGUGGCUCUGGCAAGAGUUCAGUCAUUGCAUUGAUUGAGCGAUUCUAUGAUCCUACUGGUGGAAAGGUUAUGAUCGAUGGAAAAGAUAUCCGGAGAUUGAACUUGAAGUCUCUUAGGCUUAAAAUUGGAUUGGUGCAACAAGAGCCAGCCCUCUUUGCAGCCAGCAUUUUUGAUAACAUUGCCUAUGGAAAAGAAGGAGCAACUGAAGCCGAAGUAAUUGAAGCAGCCCGUGCAGCUAAUGUGCAUGGAUUUGUUAGUGCAUUGCCUGAUGGGUACAAAACACCAGUAGGUGAGAGGGGGGUUCAGCUCUCUGGAGGUCAGAAACAAAGAAUUGCAAUUGCGAGGGCUGUGCUUAAGGACCCAACCAUAUUAUUACUUGAUGAGGCCACUAGUGCACUUGAUGCAGAAUCAGAAUGUGUACUACAAGAAGCACUUGAAAGGCUAAUGAGGGGCCGCACCACGGUGCUUGUGGCUCACCGUCUUUCGACAAUAAGAAAUGUUGACGGUAUUGGAGUAGUGCAAGAUGGGCGCAUUGUAGAACAAGGCAGCCACGCUGAGUUGAUUAGCCGAGCCGAAGGAGCGUAUUCUAGGCUCUUGCAACUACAACACCAUCACAUAUAAGAGUUUUGGUUGAAGCAACAUGGCCUUGUUGGGUGGUAAUUAUGUUGGGACCCAUUAACCUUAUGUUUCCAUCUUUCGUUUUUUUUGAAUGAUGAUAGCUGUAGAUAUUGGAAUGUGGACUGUAUCUUGAGAACCACUGCCCCAUUUCCAAUGGGGUAGCAAAUGCUAAAUUAUUGAUAUCUAUGGUGCAGAAGCCCCUUGUCUAUGCAGUUGGUCAGGUGAUUGAUUGGCUUUACUUGCCCUUUUUGUAAUUGAAAUUUUAUAAUACUAUAAAGUGAAAACCCUAGACACCACCUUUCGAGCCCU
This is a messenger RNA of Theobroma umbraticum, 3173 nucleotides long. RefSeq names its product ATP binding cassette subfamily B19 (gene ABCB19). Gene Ontology annotation, cellular component: plasma membrane. The record is from RefSeq and is a predicted model, not a curated record. Gene Ontology annotation, molecular function: ABC-type transporter activity; ATP hydrolysis activity; ATP binding. Gene Ontology annotation, biological process: transmembrane transport. Lineage: Eukaryota; Viridiplantae; Streptophyta; Magnoliopsida; Malvales; Malvaceae.